Messenger RNA from Meira miltonrushii, 2421 nucleotides. Its product is annotated as small oligopeptide transporter. Bases 1 to 2421 code for a protein of 806 amino acids. NCBI's taxonomy places the organism in Eukaryota, Fungi, Basidiomycota, Exobasidiomycetes, Exobasidiales, Brachybasidiaceae. The transcript is spliced from 4 exons. Gene Ontology annotation, molecular function: oligopeptide transmembrane transporter activity. Gene Ontology annotation, biological process: transmembrane transport. The record is from RefSeq and is a predicted model, not a curated record.
AUGCUGAUGCACGACACCGGACUUGGCAAAAAGUACGCUGCUGAAGACUCGCCUUCAGAAGAAAAGGCUUCUAUCAGUUCUAACAAUGAGGCUUUAGCACCUCUUGCUGACGAGGCUUUAGCCCAUCUAUCAAAGAUGAAAAAGCAAGCGAAUCAUUGGGACCCAAACUUGCCCGAUGAAGUAGAAGAUGAGCUUGACGAAGCUCUCCAUACCACCGAUGUCAAAGCUCAAAUCCAUAUUGCUGAAGAAUUAUUAGAAAAUUCUCCAUACCCCGAAGUUCGCGCUGCCGUUCUCAAUUAUGAUGACGGUGCACAUUGCAACACGAUUCGUGCUUGGGUUCUAGGAAUGAUUUUUGCCACUCUCGGUUCAGGAUUAAAUUGUUUAUUCAGUCUACGUGAUCCAUAUAUUGUCAUUACCUCUUACGUUGCACAAGUUGUUUCUUUCCCUAUCGGUUUGGCUUGGGCAAAAUUUUUACCCGAGUGUAAAUUCACUAUAUUUGGCAAAACGAUAUGUUUAAAUCCUGGAAAGUUUACCAUGAAAGAACACACGAUUAUCGUCAUUAUGGCAAACGCAACUUUCGCUAGUGGGGCUGCUUACGGUACCGAUAUCAUCACCGCUCAACGUGCAUUUUAUAAUCAAAGAUACGGAUGGCCAUUUGAAAUCUUCGUGACAAUGACUACUAUGGCAAUGGGUUUCGGUAUGGCUGGUAUCUUUAACCGUUUCCUCGUUCAGCCUGCAGCAAUGAUCUGGCCAUCCAAUUUGAUCAAUACCGCUAUGAUGUCUGCAUUGCAUGAUCAUUCGGCACCCGAUCCAGCAAAAACCAAUGGUUGGAAGAUCGGUAGAUACCGCUUGUUCACAUACACAAUGAUUGCCUCUUUCUGUUGGUAUUGGUUCCCGGGUUAUAUCACUCCUUUCUUGAGUGUGUUUGCAUUUGUCACUUGGAUCAGACCCCAAAAUCCCGUAAUCAAUCAACUUUUUGGAGGUAUUUCCGGUCUUUCGCUCAUCCCUAUCACAUUCGAUUGGACACAAAUCUCUGGUUUCAACUAUAGUCCUCUUAUUUCACCAUGGCACGCAAUCGCAAAUACUUUGAUCGGUAUGGUUUCAUUCUACUGGAUCCUCGCGAUCGGUCUACAUUACUCGAACUAUGGUUAUGCAAAGUACUUGCCAAUGUCUGACUCUAAUUCGUACGACAACACUGGUAACCCGUACAACGUGACUCGAAUCCUUCACGCAGGAACGCAAACAUUAGAUCUUGCCGAAUAUAAAACUUACUCGCCAUUGUUUUUAUCUACAACAUUUACGAUCUCGUACGGUCUAUCGUUUGCUUCCAUCCUUGCCGUUCUCGUUCACACGUACCUUUUCCACGGCACAGAAUUAUGGCAAAGGUUCAAAAAGUGGAACGAUUUAGAAGAAGAUGUUCAUGCAAAGUUAAUGGCAAAAUAUAAAACUGUUCCAUUCUGGUGGUACGCUGUCUUGUUGGUUGCCACCAUUGCCGUUGCUCUCGCAAUGAUUCUUUAUUACCCGACAAAUUUGUCCUGGUGGGCUUUCUUUGUCAGUUUGAUUUUAGCAUUAAUUUUCUUUAUGCCAAUUGCAAUUAUCCAAGCAACAACAAACAUCGGUAUCGGUCUCAACGUCUUGACAGAAUUCAUGGUGGGCUACAUUCAACCCGGUAGACCUAUGGCUAUGAUGCUUUUCAAGGCAUACGGUUAUAUGGCUUUAUAUCAAGGAAUCGGAUUCGCAUCAGACAUGAAAUUAGGCCAUUACAUGAAAGUCCCACCAAGAGUGACAUUCUCAGCGCAAGUUAUUGCAUGCGUUUGGUCAGCAGUCGUUCAAGUUUCAGUUUUGAACUGGUCAUUGGGUUCGAUUUCGGAUAUUUGUACACAACAACAAAAGUAUCACUUUUCUUGCCCCAACGGCCGUGUAUUUUACACAGCCUCUGUUGUAUGGGGAUUGGUAGGGCCACAAAGAAUCUUUUCGCCAGGUCAAUUAUACAAUGGGAUGCUGUACUUCUUUAUCCCGGGCUUGCUUGUACCGAUCGUAAUUUACAUGGCAGCACGUCGUUGGCCAAGAUCUUCGAUUCGAUUCUUAAACGGACCAAUUCUUUUUGGAGGAGCAGGGCUUAUUCCUCCUGCAACUCCUUUGAAUUAUUUGGCCUGGGGAAUGGUCGGAUUCGUGUUUAACAAGUUUAUUAGGACCAGGUUCCGUGGUUGGUGGAUGCAGUACAAUUACAUCUUCUCGGCCGGGCUGGAUGUUGGGUUGGCGUUGAGUACGAUUGUGUUGUUCUGUGCGCUGGAGUUAACGAAUAUUAACUUCCCGAAUUAUUGGGGAGACAAUUCGACGACGGGAGCGCUCAUGCGGUGCAAGCUGUCGUUGCAAAAGGGCAGCACUUUGGGCCUGCGGUGUGGUAGUUAUGUUGAAUGA